AUGGACACAGUCACCGAGCACUCAAUGGCAAUUCACAUGGCACUACUAGGUGGCCUAGGUGUAAUACACCACAACUGCUCCAUAGAAGAUCAAGCAGAAAUGGUGCGAAAAGUUAAGAGAUUCGAGAACGGAUUCAUUUUAGAUCCCGUCGUGCUUUCGCCGAAGACGACGGUAGGUGAAGCCAAAGCAUUGAAAGAAAAGUGGGGGUUCGGAGGCUUUCCUGUGACAGACGACGGCCUUCUUCGAUCCCGCCUUGUUGGCAUCAUCACCUCUCGCGACAUCCAAUUCCACUCUGACCUUUCCGAUCCAGUGACCGAGGUCAUGUCCACAGAUCUAGUAACGGCCAAGGAGGGAACAGACCUGACACGAGCUAAUGAGGUCUUGUCCAAGUCUAAAAAAGGAAAAUUGCCCAUCGUAGACGCAUCAGGAAACCUCAUCUCCCUGCUAUCACGCUCCGAUCUUAUGAAAAAUCUGCAUUACCCUCUUGCCUCCAAACAGCCAGGCUCGAAACAGCUGAUUUGUGCUGCGGCGAUAGGCACCCGACCAGAGGACAAGGAACGGCUUCAAAAGCUUGUUGAUGCCAAUCUUGAUAUUGUGAUCCUUGACUCCUCACAAGGCAACUCAAUCUUCCAAACAGAUAUGAUAAAAUACAUCAAAAACACUCACCCUAGGCUCGAUAUCAUAGCAGGUAAUGUCGUCACAGUCGCUCAAGCCGCGAACCUCAUAGCAGCUGGAGCGGACGGGCUUCGCAUAGGUAUGGGCUCAGGAUCGGCCUGCAUAACGCAAGAAGUCAUGGCUGUGGGAAGGCCACAGGCUGCAUCGGUAUUCAACGUUUCCGCCUUCGCAGCAAAGUUUGGGGUUCCUUGCAUCGCAGACGGUGGGAUUCAGAACGUGGGCCAUAUCGUGAAAGGACUUGCGCUUGGUGCGUCAACAGUCAUGAUGGGUGGUCUGCUCGCCGGAACCACAGAAUCACCGGGAAAUUAUUUCGUUAGCAGAGAAGGCCAAUUAGUCAAAGCAUACCGGGGCAUGGGCUCCAUCGAUGCCAUGGAAGACAAAAAGGCGGGUGCUGGCAAGGCCGCCGGAUCUAAAGCGAGCAAUGCGGGCACAGCUCGGUAUUUCAGCGAGGGUGAUCGGCUAUUGGUUGCUCAGGGCGUUUCAGGCUCCGUGUUGGAUAGGGGAAGUAUUACGAAAUUUGUGCCCUACCUGCUGGCGGGUUUGCAGCAUAGCCUGCAAGACAUUGGCUCGAAGAGUUUGAGUGAUUUGAGGGAAGGCGUGAGGGAGGGGAACGUGCGCUUUGAAUUGCGGACUGUGAGCGCACAGGCUGAGGGAAACAUUCACUCCAUGCAUUCUUAUGACAAAAAGCUCUACUCAUAA
This is a messenger RNA of Bacidia gigantensis, 1374 nucleotides long. RefSeq lists its product as uncharacterized. Gene Ontology annotation, molecular function: IMP dehydrogenase activity. The record is from RefSeq and is a predicted model, not a curated record. Bases 1 to 1374 code for a protein of 457 amino acids. Gene Ontology annotation, biological process: GTP biosynthetic process. Lineage: Eukaryota; Fungi; Ascomycota; Lecanoromycetes; Lecanorales; Ramalinaceae. The transcript is spliced from 2 exons. Gene Ontology annotation, cellular component: cytoplasm.